AUAAGAAUGGAAACCAGUACCUGAACUAGUCCCUACGAAACACUAGGCUUCAUCUUGGCCAUGCUUUAUACGACAUUCGCACAUCCUUGCUGCCAAGUCGCGUCAUACUACUAGUAAUCGUAUCUACACGACACGCAGCAUAUAUAAGUUGUCCGAAAGUCCCGUUAUUGUUGUAGAGCUGGCUUCGUAAAGGUGUCUCUCUUUGAUUACACCGUUGAAAGUUUUUUUUUUUCAUAUUCAUUGUCCAAACAUGCGUACUUCCACUCUUUUGGCCGUCGCUUCGGCGCCCCUUGUGGCAUUGGCCACUCCCCUUCUCGCGCCCCGGCAAAACACUACAACGUUCUGCACACGGAUCGACCCGCCCCCUACCGCAGCGGAGGCCGAAAAGAGGUUCAACGAGUUCGCCAACUUCUUCCUGGUCGAGAAAGAUAUCUACAGGGCCUUCGAUUACAUCCUGCCGGAAUACAUUAACCACAACCCUCUGGCUGAAGAUGGGGCGCAGAAUGCCUUGGACCUCCUGAGCCCGUUCUGGGGAACCCAGAACAUCACGGUGCUCCGAACCAAAUUCGGGGGCGAGAUGACCUGGCUCAACUACCAGAGCGCGUUUGGCGAAAUUGUGGACCGCUUUCGUUGGGAAUCCGGUUGUAUCAUUGAGCACUGGGAUCAAGGAGAAGUGUUCCCGGCCGAUGCUUGUAAGAGAGGCCUCUGAUCGCCAUAGAGAAUUGCCAAAUAAUGACCAGACUUAUAGAGUUCGCGAGACAUUCCAAGAAUUAUUAGACACCUACACUAGGUA
Molecule: messenger RNA, 793 nt
Organism: Hypoxylon fragiforme
Lineage: Eukaryota; Fungi; Ascomycota; Sordariomycetes; Xylariales; Hypoxylaceae
Exons: 3
Coding region: 251-709 (152 amino acids)
Source: RefSeq, a predicted model, not a curated record